AUGCUCCCCCAAACGCUCCUCCUCGCCCUCAGCGCGCUCUUCACCGCGGCCGCCGCGGACACACCCCAGGACUUCACCGGCCUCGGCGAGAUCCGCACGCUCUACAUCUGGCCUGACCACCCGGACCUGGGCUGCCUGACCAGCGCCGGCCAGUGGACGACCAACGAGACCCUGUGCGGCUCCUUCACGACCCAGUGGACCAGCAACCUCACCUUCUACCUGUCGGCUACGGCGACGGGCUCCUGCGGCAUCGACGGGGCGACGUUUCGGUGCGGCGACCCGGACAUCUUUGGCACGCCCGGUGGCACUGGUGGCCCGAUCCCGGGCCACGACAUCUUGAGGUACGGCCAGUAUGGCAUCAUGGCCGCCGACGCGGAUGACGCCCCGCCUGCUCCGCAGGACCCGCCGCUGGAUAUUCACUUUUACACCGGUAGUGAAAAGGGCAAGUAUGUGUUCUUGGGAUGGAAGCAUCUUGAUGACGACGAGGACAAUCAGUGA
Messenger RNA from Thermothielavioides terrestris NRRL 8126, 498 nucleotides. RefSeq lists its product as uncharacterized. The record is from RefSeq and is a predicted model, not a curated record. The transcript is spliced from 2 exons. The coding region runs from base 1 to 498 and encodes 165 amino acids. NCBI's taxonomy places the organism in Eukaryota, Fungi, Ascomycota, Sordariomycetes, Sordariales, Chaetomiaceae.